AUGGAGGGUAUCGGGGCUGCCUCGGCCAUUCUCUCCAUCGCAACAGCGGGAAUCCAAUGCUCUGUGAAACUGGUCACCUUCGCAGGCCAAGUUAAGACAGCGUCAGAGCAAAUCACCAGCAUUGCGGAAGAUGUUUCGCUGAAUGCGAGCAUAUUGCAGCAGCUAGGUGAAUUGAUUAAAGAGAGUAUAGUCGAUAAACCAACUCUUUCAAACGAUUCCACAACGGAUAUCAACGACAACAAAUUAGACCCGACUUCCACGGGUAGCGAGAAUGGUCCCACGCCCUCCUGCAUCUUCAGCGCAACGGGUCUAUCAACGGUCCUCCAGCUCGCCGAAAAUGGCCGCGUUAUCUUCGACACUCUAAAUGAUUAUCUUGAGAAAGCAAGUAAGCAACUUGCGACGCGACCGGGUCGGUUGAAUCAAGUGAAGUUGAACCGGGUGGAGAUGCUGAAAUGGCCAUUCCUCAAACCCGACGUGGAUGCAAUGCGUGAACAGCUACGUGAUGCGAAAGGGACGCUCAUGUUGAUGUUGCAAGUUGCUAUGUUGGCUUAUUCGAGGAAGAUUAUGGAGGGAUCAUCGCCGAGCUAUAUCAAAGUCUACUGCCUCAUUCCGGAGGCCUCUGUUCAGGAUUCCCACGUCAAGAUAAGCUACUCUUCUCAUGCCUAUACACUUCAAUCCUCGAGAGUUGAACCCCAAAUUCGAGAAUGGAAGGAUACUUCCAAGUCUACAAUGCUGGCCCAACUGCUCAUUCUCAAAGCCGAGGAGCAUGCUGCGCUAAAUGCAGUGAACACUCCUGAAUACGGCGCCGCGGAUACAAGUGAGCAAGAAACUCUCGAAUGGCUCCAGUUGGGCGAUUAUCAACCGGUCUGCGAGGGAAUCGAGCAGAUCAAAGCCAGAAGGAUCAGCUUGUUCAUAAGACAGGUUUCUUCGCCGCCCCCCUGGACCCAAGAGAUAACCGAAUGCGCAACCUCCAGCACGCGGAAAUCACCUUGUUACUUCAAGGUCUACUCGCUCGUUCCUGGAGCUUCUGUUCGGAACUGCCACGUCCAGAUAACCUAUUCUUCUCGCAUCCAUCUACUGCACCCAUCGAAGGCUGAACCGCAAAUCAAGGAAUGGAAGGAUUCUUCCCAGUCAACAAUGCUAGCUCAACUGCUCGCUCUUAGACCCGAGGAACAUACAGCAUUGAGGAUGUCCAGCUCCCUUCCUUAUGAUGACUCUCAUGACUAUGAUGACGAUCGUGUUGAAGUCCUUGAUAACGACUACCCCACGUGGUCCAAGGACGAAGUCCUGGAAUGGAUCCAGCUAGGCGACUAUACACCAGUUUAUGAGGGCAUUGAGCAGAUCAAGGCCAGAAAGAUGAUUGUUUUCACGAGACUGGCGCCUGAACUUUCCCCUGUCAGUUCUACUCAGGAAUCCGAUUCGGAAUUUUCUUGGGAGCGGAGGAAUAUAGGGAUUCGCCGCGGGAGGCGGAGCGAGGUUAUCGAUGUUUGUCAGCGCUUCGAAGAAGAGCAUAUGGAUAUAGAGACUCGCCGGAGGGCAUCUUGCCGGACUCGCCGGAGCGAUUCCACGAGCCAGACUAUCGAUGUUUGUCAGUUCUACGAAGAAGAGCUUACCGACUCGGAACAAGAAGAGCAUAGUGGUGGAGUCGAACAAAGAGUGUAUGAAACUGGAUCGGAAUUUGAAGAGAAUAAGAGUACCCACGAAGAGGAUUUGAGUGCAGCUGAUGAGGAAGACGGCAUAGUGCAAGAGUUGCUGGCUAGAUACACCGUCUGA
Molecule: messenger RNA, 1773 nt
Organism: Penicillium nucicola
Lineage: Eukaryota; Fungi; Ascomycota; Eurotiomycetes; Eurotiales; Aspergillaceae
Exons: 2
Coding region: 1-1773 (590 amino acids)
Source: RefSeq, a predicted model, not a curated record